GAAUAAAAAACAUCAGUUUGGCUCGGUGUUGUUUGUGAACGUCGGUGGGAGUUUCAAAAUUUUCCAUAGUUUUGGAAACUUCUGUGGAGAUAAUCGAAAUCAUCCGGUUAGCUCUUCAAUAACCAGACAGCAGCAAUGGGAAACACCAUCUCGGCGGCUGAACUGAUUGCUUCGAACAUCGUACACGCCGAAGCUGCUGCGCCCGAUGUGGCACCGGCAAUACCCAAAGGACAUCCUUCCAUUGGCGCGAUGAAAGUGGCCGGCGAUGCAAAUCCACCACCGGAAUGUCCCAUGCACCAGAAGGAAAAGCCAAUAUUGGUGUCCGAAUGUCCGGUGAAGCAGGAUAAUUCGGACAUCAAUCCACUUAACAUGAUGCCACCGAUGAAUCAAAACAAGGCGCCAGAUCAACCCUUCGACCUGCCCAAAGAUCGACAGGUAUCGUCUAUCCCGAAAGUCACCGAAGAUGGAAAGCAGGAAUUCUGGGUUUACCCUAGUCAGCAGAUGUUCUGGAAUGCUAUGCUUCGCAAAGGCUGGCUCUGGCAGAAAGACGAUAUUCAGAAGAAAGACAUGGACGAUAUCAUCAAGAUUCACAAUGCCAACAACGAACAGGCCUGGCAAGAGGUACUCAAAUGGGAAGCACUACAUGCUCGGGAGUGUGGUAAUCCCAAGUUGAAGAGCUUUGGUGGAAAAGCGACAGAAUUUAGCCCCCGAGCUCGAAUGCGCAGCUGGCUUGGCUACGAGUUGCCGUUUGAUAGGCAUGAUUGGAUUGUUGACCGUUGUGGCAAGGACGUUCGGUACAUCAUUGAUUACUACGAUGGUGGUAUAGUGGAUGAAAAGUAUAAAUUCGCUCUGCUCGACGUAAGGCCUGCGAUGGACUCACCGGAAAACGUCUGGGAUCGAAUGAAGGUUACCUACAUGCGCUGGAAGUAUGAAAUGGAAGGUAAGCUCAAACAAUUGACGAGUUAAAUUGAAAGGGUCAAAGCGGAGUCGAGAUUGUACUUUUAACUGCAAAUAGUUGAUAACCAUCCAACUAUGAACUAUAGCACCAUUUCUCAAUUAUAAUCUGAUGACCGAUCAACGGAUAUCGGUACAUACUUCAAUAAACUACAGAUGUUUGACGAGAACACAUCUUUUCAUAAU
Ochlerotatus camptorhynchus is the source of this 1140-nucleotide messenger RNA. It is a transcript of the gene Cchl, whose product is annotated as holocytochrome c-type synthase. Gene Ontology annotation, molecular function: holocytochrome-c synthase activity. The transcript has 3 exons. The record is from RefSeq and is a predicted model, not a curated record. Gene Ontology annotation, cellular component: mitochondrion. Bases 136 to 966 code for a protein of 276 amino acids. Lineage: Eukaryota; Metazoa; Arthropoda; Insecta; Diptera; Culicidae. Gene Ontology annotation, biological process: cytochrome c-heme linkage.